GCUUCUGAAGAAGAGGCAAUUAUGAUUGAAGCUAGCUACGACUUUGCUCAGCAUCUAAGCGAUCUGAAACGAAUGCCGAACGACAAACUGCAAUCAAAUAUAUUUUGGAGUCUAGCAUUAGAAUCGUUCCAAGAGCUUGAGCCUUAUUUGCAGCGAAGUGCUGAUGAAAUGCUGCAGACUUGCGAAUUUAGUGGAAAACCUUGCGAUCCGAGUCAGAUAGGUACGCAUGUAUCGGUAAAUUAUGGGCAUUGCGUGACGUACAACUCUUACCCUGCGGCCAACGAUACCACUUACAAACCCAGCAUUGCGACAUCUGACGGAAUCGAUGGAGGACUUAAAAUCAGACUGAAGAUUGAUGAAGAUGAAUAUGUUCGAGUACCCAGCCAAGUUACAACUGCGGGUUUGAAAGUGGGAAUAUUUCCCGUUGGAUCCCCGCCAAAUGUUGAGGAAGAAGGGAUCGACGUUGUUCCGGGUCAAUCAACUCACGUCCGUUUGAAAUCGGUAUUGCUGAAGCGUCUGCCGGAUCCGUAUCCUUCGGGAUGUCAAAACGGCUGGGAUGGUACGCUAUACACAUAUGGACAUUUUAGAUACGACUAUCGGAGUUGCAGACGAUUUUGCACGGGACACAACAUAUUCUUGAAUUGUGAAUGCAUCGACCCGCAAUCAAACGCCCAGGAC
Molecule: messenger RNA, 678 nt
Organism: Notodromas monacha
Lineage: Eukaryota; Metazoa; Arthropoda; Ostracoda; Podocopida; Cyprididae
Source: the annotation of a GenBank genome assembly